Molecule: messenger RNA, 1656 nt
Organism: Sesamum indicum (sesame)
Lineage: Eukaryota; Viridiplantae; Streptophyta; Magnoliopsida; Lamiales; Pedaliaceae
Product: monogalactosyldiacylglycerol synthase 2, chloroplastic
Biological process (GO): glycolipid biosynthetic process
Molecular function (GO): hexosyltransferase activity
Source: RefSeq, a predicted model, not a curated record
CUCUCGUCUUCCCCUCCAUCCCCCCCACUCCCACCCCACACCUGUAUUUCUCUGCCAUUCAUCCAAACUCUUUUUUCCUUCCUUCUCCACGGAAAUCAAAAUUCCUUGGGUUUUCUUGCCCCUGGAUUCUUGAUUUCUUGUUCUUCUUCAAUAAGACGUUUUCUUGGAGGGUUUUCGAAGAUCCCUCCUGAAUUUCCAUACCUAUAUAUACAAGUUUCUUUUGUAUAUAUAGAUAUGGCGAUGAAGGCGGUGUCUCCCCGGCAAUCUAUAAACAAGGUGUUUGAAAGAGUUGGGGUGUAUGGAUUGGUUGGUGGGAACAGCCAGAAAAGAUGCAAAUAUGCCAGUGAUGAUGAAGGCGAAGAUGGGAACUUGGAGUUGGAGCAGAUUGGCGCUGAGAGAACGAAAAAUGUGCUGAUUCUGAUGAGCGAUACCGGCGGCGGCCACCGGGCGUCCGCUGAGGCGAUCAGGGAUGCCUUCCAGCUCGAGUAUGGGGACGAAUAUAGGAUUUUUGUGAAAGAUGUCUGGAAGGAGUACACAGGGUGGCCGUUGAACGAUAUGGAGGGGCAGUACAAGUUCAUGGUUAAACACGUUCAGCUCUGGAAAUUUGCGUUUCAUGGCACGUCUCCUAGAUGGAUCCACUCCGUCUAUCUUGCCGCCAUUGCAGCGUUUUACGCCAAGGAGGUUGAGGCAGGACUAAUGGAGUACAAGCCCGAUAUAAUCAUCAGCGUCCAUCCACUUAUGCAGCAUAUUCCCUUGUGGGUGCUGAAAUGGCAAGGCCUGCAUAAGAAAGUCAUUUUCGCUACCGUCAUCACAGACCUCAAUACUUGCCACCGCACAUGGUUUCAUCCGUCGGUAAAUCGUCUGUACUGUCCCUCGGAGGGGGUUGCAAAGAGGGCUUUGCUUGAUGGCCUUGAAGAAUCUCAAAUUCGCGUCUUCGGAUUGCCCAUCCGCCCUUCUUUCUGUCGUGCAGUUCUGUCAAAGGACGAUUUGAGGGUGGAACUUGAGAUGGACGCUCAAUUGCCUGCCGUUCUGCUAAUGGGAGGUGGAGAGGGAAUGGGGCCCGUAAAGAAAACAGCUAAGGCUCUGGGAGAGUCUCUGUACGAUCAAGAACUCAAGAAGCCAAUAGGGCAACUCGUCGUCAUCUGUGGCCGCAAUGAAGCAUUAGCUGAAACACUAAGAUCCCUUGAGUGGAAAAUCCCAGUCAAGAUUAGAGGAUUCGAGAAGCAGAUGGAGAAAUGGAUGGGUGCUUGCGACUGCAUCAUUACUAAAGCUGGUCCCGGGACAAUUGCCGAGGCACUGAUAAGGGGCCUUCCGAUUAUUCUCAACGAUUACAUUCCUGGACAAGAAAAAGGGAACGUCCCAUACGUAGUUGACAGUGGGGCAGGCGUUUUCACCAGAAGCCCCAAGGAAACGGCAAAGAUCGUGGCCGAAUGGUUCAGCACAAAGACGGAUGACCUCAAGAGAAUGUCGGAAAACGCACUCAAACUCGCGCAACCGGAUGCAGUUUUCGACAUCGUGAAGGACAUUCACGAGCUCGCUUGUCAACGGGGACCUUUAUCAAACAUUCCCUACAUGCUGACUUCAUCAUUCUCCAGCUUAAUAUACUAGAAGAUGUUGUCGUUCGUUGCCCCGACAUCAUCUUGACUAGGCCCUUAG